AUGGCAGUAGGCAAGAACAAGCGUUUAUCCAAGGGAAAGAAGGGUCUCAAGAAGAGAACCGUCGACCCCUUCAAGAACAAGGACUGGUACAACCUUAAGGCCCCGUCGAUGUUCCAGGUCAGAGAUGCCGGCAAGACUCUCGUCAACCGCACCACUGGUUUGAAGAACGCCAACGACGCCCUCAAGGGCCGUGUCUUCGAGGUCUCCCUCGCCGACCUCCAAAAGGAUGAGGGUCACUCCUUCCGCAAGAUCAAGCUACGCACCGACGAAGUCCAGGGCCGAAACUGCUUGACCAACUUCCACGGUCUUGACUUCACCUCCGACAAGCUCCGAUCUUUGGUUCGCAAGUGGCAGACUCUCAUUGAAGCCAACGUUACCGUCAAGACUACCGACGACUACCUCCUCAGAUUGUUCGCCAUUGGCUUCACCAGCAGACGGCCAAACCAGAUCAAGAAGACCACCUAUGCCCAAUCUUCCCAGAUCCGUGCCAUCAGAAAAAAGAUGGUUGAGAUCAUCCAGAGGGAGGCCUCCAGCUGCACUCUCGCUCAGCUCACCACCAAGCUGAUCCCAGAGGUCAUUGAGCGUGAAAUCGAGAAGGCCGCUCAGUCGAUCUACCCACUCAAGGAUGUCCACGUCCGCAAGGUCAAGCUGCUGAAGCAGCCGAAGUUCGACCUUGGUGCCCUCCUCGGUCUCCACGGUGACUCGACAACUGACGACAGCGGCCAGAAGGUCGAGAGGGAAUUCAAGGAGAAGGUCUUGGAAUCGGUUUAA
Messenger RNA from Orbilia oligospora ATCC 24927, 771 nucleotides. RefSeq lists its product as uncharacterized. Gene Ontology annotation, molecular function: structural constituent of ribosome. Bases 1 to 771 code for a protein of 256 amino acids. Gene Ontology annotation, cellular component: cytosol; ribosome. Gene Ontology annotation, biological process: translation. The transcript has 5 exons. The record is from RefSeq and is a predicted model, not a curated record. Lineage: Eukaryota; Fungi; Ascomycota; Orbiliomycetes; Orbiliales; Orbiliaceae.